UCAUACAAGAUAGCUUUGCUUCUCCUGACUUGCCUUUGCUGACAUGUUUGACACAGGACCAGGAGUUUGGGCCUGAUUCCUUAUUUCACCAAAGUGAACUAGAUUUUGCACCUCUGAGAGGAAUUCUUGAUAAGUCUGAAGACAAUGAAGGGAUUUCUCGACCGUCUGAAGUUAGUGAAGCUUUAUUCCAGGCUACUUCAGAAGGAUCUUCAGACAUAGUUAACAGUUGCUUUAGUAUAUCUCAGCAUCCACUUACAGGAAGCACAACUAUUGGGUCUCAGCAUUCUUUCUUACCUCCUGAACAAGGAAAUAAUGAAGAGAAUGUUUCAUGUAAUGCUGUUAAUGAACUGAAAACUCCCAAAGACUCUGACAGCUAUCAUGCAUAUAUAUCAUGGAAGACACGAAAAGAUACACAGCAGCCAGAAAGCAAUUUAGCUGAUGAAGACCAAGUUUCGGGUUCUACUUUAUCUGAUAGUUGUGAUGAAAACCUAGCUACUAGGAGAAAUGAUGGUUUUGAUGAUGCUUCUUCACAUGUGGAGUUUUGGAAACAGGAAGCUUCACAGCUGGCAGAAAUAUGUCUUACCAAAGGCCUGCAGGGGAAGGCUGAGUCUGACGUCAUUACUCUGGAUGGUGACCCUGAAUGCUGUAACCUAGAUGAAAAUGCUGUUGUGUGCAGUGAAAGAGUUGCUGAACUACAAAGAGAGCCAACCAGAGAGCCUGAGUAUCAUUCUUCAAAUCUCAGAAUGUUGAGAGUAUCUCCUGACACUCUACCAAAGACUCUCAAACAUUUAGCAGGAGUCACUUCUGAAGGAAGCAUAACUGAAGUUACACAAUCCAAGUUGAAAUCAGGUGUCCUGACCACUCCUGGAGAUUCAGACAUUAGACCUCAUUUAUCCUUGUCUCUUCAGGACUUAUCUCAGUUGGCUGCAAGUUCUCCUCAAGAGAAUGCUAUUGGUCAACACAUUGAUACUCUGAGCCAGAAGGCAUUGGCAGACAGUCAUUUAACUGAAGAGAGUCUGAAAGUCGCAGAUAUUCCUGAACCAGAUGAUCAGAACACUGGGAUACCAACAGCCCCUGCUCCUUCCUACUCACAUGUGGAGAAGCCCGAUAUUUUAUAUCAAGAAGGCUUACCAGAAGGAUAUCUAACUGGUGAGCCACUGGCACCCUGUGACCAGAAGACUGGGAAAGCAACAUUAUCCUCUACUUCCUACCCAUAUAGAGAGAAGCCCAAUAUUUUCUACCAGCAGGCAUUGCCAGAUAGUUUCCGAAGUGAGGAAGCUCUGAAAAGUUCAGCUCUUCCUAGACAAACUGACCAGAGGACUGGAAUACUAGCAGUACCCUCUUUUUCUCACUCCCGUAGAGAAAAGCCUGGUAUUUUCUAUCAACAGGCUGAGCCAGAAGGUCAUCUACCUGAAGAGGCUCUAAAAAUUUCUGCUCCCCUUGGACUAGCUGACCAGAAUACUGGGAUCCCACCUAUAAUCUCUACUUCUUUUUCACAAAAAGAGAAGCCCAAUAAUUUAUACCAACAGGGCUUGCCAGAUGUUCAUCUAACUGAUCAGCCACUGACAGUUUUGACGGCUCCUGGACAACCUGACCAGAAGACUGGCAUACCAGGUGUAACCUCUACUUCCCACACACAAAGAGAUAAGCCUGAUAUUUUCUAUCACCAGUCUUUGCCUGGUAGUCACCUACCUGAAGAGACUCCGAAAGCUUCAGCUACUCCUAGGCCAGCUGACUUGAAGAAUGGAAUAUCAACCGUAACCUCUAUUUCCUACACACAAAGAGAUAAGCCUGGUAUUUUAUACCAACAGACCUUGCCUGGUAGUCAUCUACCUAAAGAGACUCUGAAAGCUUCAGGUGCUCUUAGUCCAGCUGACCAGAAGACUGGCACACCAGGUGUAACCUCUACUUCUUACACACAAAGAGAUAAGCCUGGUAUUUUAUACCAGCAGUCCUUGCCUGGUAGUCAUCUACCUGAAGAGACUCUGAAGGCUUCAGCUGCUCUUAGUCCAGCUGACCAGAUGACUGGCACACCAGGUAUAACCUCUACUUCUUACACACAAAGAGAUAAGCCUGUUAUUUUAUACCAACAGUUUUUGCCUGAUAGUCAUCUACCUGAAGAGACUCUGAAAGCUUCAGCUGCUCUAAGACCAGCUGACCAGAAGAUUGGCACACCAGGUAUAACCUCUACUUCCUACACACAAAGAGAUAAGCCUGGUAUUUUAUACCAACAGCCCUUGCCUGGUAGUCAUCUACCUGAAGAGAUUCUGAAAGCUUUAGCUGCUCUUAGUCCAGCUGACCAGAAGACUGGCACACCAGGUGUAACCUCUAUUUCCUACACACAAAGAGAUAAGCCUGGUAUUUUAUACCAACAGCCCUUGCCUGGUAGUCAUCUAUCUGAAGAAACUCUGAAAGCUUCAGCUGCUCUUACUCCAGCUGACCAGAAGACUGGCCUGCUGGGUGUAACUUCUACUUCCCACACACAAAGAGAUAGGUCUGGUAUUUUACUCCAACAGCCCUUGCCUAGUAGUCACCGACCUGAAGAGACUUUGAAAGCUUCAGCUGCUCUUACUGACCAAAAGACUGGCCUACCAGGUGUAACUUCUACUUCCCACACACAAAGAGAUAAGUCUGGUAUUUUAUUCCAACAGCCCUUGCCUAGUAGUCAUAGACCUGAAGAGGCUCUGAAAGCUUCAGCUGCUCUUAGUCCAGAUGACCAAAAGUCUGGCAUACCAGGUGUAACCUCUGCUUCCUACACACAAAGAGAUAAACCUGGUAUUUUAUACCACCAGCCCUUACCUGUUAGUCAUCUACCUAAGGAGACUCUGAAAGCUUCAGCUACUCCUAAGCCAGCUGACCAAAAGACUGGCAUACCAGGUGUAACUUCUGUUUCCUACACACAAAGAGAUAAGUCUGGUAUUUUAUAUCAACAGCCCUUGCCUGGUAGUGUUCUAUCUGAGGAGACUCUGAAAACUUCAGCUACUCCUAGACUAGCUGACCAAAAGACUGGCAUAUCAGGUGUUAUCUCUAUUUCCUACACACCAAGAGAUAAGCCUGGUAUUUUAUACCAACAGCCCUUGCCUGGUAGUCACCUAUCUGAAGAUACUCUGAAAGCUUCAGCUAUUCCUAGGCCAGUUGACCAAAAGACUGGCAUACCAGCUGUAACUUCUACUUCCUACACACAAAGAGAUAAGCCUGGUAUUUUAUACCAACAGUCCUUGCCUGGUAGUCAUCUACCUGAAGAGAUUCUGAAAGCUUCAGCUGCUCUUAGUCCAGAUGACCAGAAGACUGGCAUACUACCUGUAACUUCUACUUCUUAUUCAUAUAGAGAGGAACCUGGUAUUUUCUAUCAGAAAGAGUUGUCAGAGAGUCAUUUCACUGAUGAAUCUCUGAAUGUUUCAGCUGUUCCUGAAUCAUCUGAUCAGAAGACUGGGAUAGCUACAGUAUCUUCUACUGCUUACCCACAGGGAGAAAAGUCCCAUACUUUCUAUCAUCAGGCAUUGCCAGAAAGUUAUCUAAGUAAUCAGGCUCCGAAAGUUUCAGGUAUUUCUGGGUCUGCUCAUCAGAAGUUUGGAACAGCAACAGUCCCCUCUACUUCCUACUCACAUGAAGUACAGCCUGGUAUUUAUUACCAACAUGAGUUGCCGGACAGUCAUCUUCCUGAAGAAACUUUGAAAGUUUCAGCUGGUACUGAACUAGCUGACCAGAAGGCUGGAAUACCAACAGGGUCUUCUAGUCCCUACUCACAUGGAGAGAAAUCUAGUAUUUUUUACCAACAGGAGCUUCCAGAUCUACCUACAGAGAGUCUGAAAACUUCAGCUUUUCCUAGACCAGCUGACCAAAAAUCUGAGGUACCAACAGUGCCCUCUAUUUCUCACUCAUAUGGAGAGAACCCCAUUGUUUUCUAUCAACAGGAGUUGCCAGAUAGUCAUCCAACAGAAAAGUUCUCAAAAGUUUUAGUUGUCUCAGGACCAAUUGAUCAGAAGACUGGGGUAUCAACAAUAUCCUCUCCUUCCGACUCGCAUAUAGAGAAGCCUGUUAUUUUCUACCAACAGACCUUGCUGAGUAGUCAUCCACCUGAAGAGGUUCUCAAAGGUUCAUCUGUUUCUGGACCAGCUGACCAGAUAGCUGGGGCACCAACCACAGUCUCCUCUUCCUACUCAUAUAAGGAAAAACCCAGUGUUUUCUAUCAGCAGAUGUUGCCAGACAGUCAUCUAACUGAAAAUGCUCUGAAUAUUUCAGAUGUGUCUGGGCCACCAGACCAGAAAACAGAGACUCUGACACUGUCCUCUACUUCCUAUUCACAAAGAGAGAAGCCUGGUGUUUUUUACCAACAAGCCUUUCCAGACAGUCAUUUAACUGAAGAGCUGCUGAAUGUUUCAGCUGCUCCCAGACCAGCUGACCAGAAAACUAGCUUAUCAACUGUAACUUCUACUUCCUACUCCCAAAGAGAGAAACCUGGUAUUUUCUACCAGCAGACUCUGCCAGGUAGUCAGAUACCUGGAGAGACUCUGAAAGUUUCAGCUUCUAGACCAACUAACCAGAAGACUGGUUUAGCAACUAUAACCUCUACUUCUUACUCACAAAGAGAUAAGCCUGGUAUUUUCUACCAACAGGCUCUACCGGGUAGUCAUAUACCUGGAAAGUCUCUGAAAGUUUCAGCUGCUUCUCGACCAGCUGACCAGAAGACUGGCAUACCAACAUUACCUUCAAGUUCCUACUCACGUGGAGAGAAAUCCAUUAUUUUCUACCAACAUGCUUUGCCAGACAGCCCUCUCACUAAAGACACUUCAAAAGUUUCAGCUAUUUCUGGACCAGUUGAACUAAAAACAGAGACACCAACAGGACCUUCAGAUUCCAACUUGCUUGGAGAUAAAUCCAUAAUUUCCUACUCCCAGACUUUGCCAGAGAGUCAUCUAACUACAGAGGCUUUGAACAUUUUAGCUUCUCCUGGAUCUGUUGACCUGAAGACUGGGAAACCAACAGUAUCCUCCUCUUCAUACUCUUCUGGAGAAAAACCCAGUAUUCUCUAUCAACAGGCCUUGCCAGAUACUCAGCCAACUAAAGGUCUGAAAGUUUCAAUUUUUCCUGAACCUGUUGACCAGAAGAUCAGGGUACCUACUGUAGCAUCUUCUUCCUAUUCAAACCUAGAGAAGACUGUUACUUCUUAUCAACAGGAGUUGCCAGACAGUCAUCUAACUGAAAAGGCUGUGAAUGUUUCAAUUGUUCCAGGACCAACUGACCAGAAGACUGGGAUACCAAUAGUACCAUCUACUUCCUACUCACACAGAGAGAAGCCUGGAGUUUCUUACCAGCAAGAGUUUCCAGAUCUUACUGAAGAAGCUUUGAAAGUUUUAGGUGUUCAUGGAUCUGCUGAACAGAAUAAUGGAAUACAAAUAGUGUCCUCUACCCCUUACUCACAUAGAGAGAAGUCUGUUAUUUCUUACCAGCAGGAGUUGCCAGAUCUUACUGUAGAUCCUUUGAAAGUUUUAGGUGUUCCUAGACUUUCUGACCAGAAGAUUGGGAUACACAUAGUGCCCUCUACCUCCUACCCACGUGAAGAGAAGCCCAUCAUUUCUUACCAGCAGGAGGUACCAGCUCUUCCUGAAGUAGCUUUGAAAACCUUAGGGGUUCCUGGAUCUACCUACCAGAAGACAGGGAUACAAAUAGUGCCCUCUAAUUCCUACUUGUAUAAAGAGAAGCCCAAUGCUUUUUAUCAGCAGAAGUUGCCAAAUAUUAGUGAAGAAGCUGUUGGUGUUUUUGUUCUUCCUGGACCAGGUGACCAGAAUAUUGGGACACCAACAGUACCUUUAAAUUACUACUCACACAGAGAAAAGCCCAUUGUUUUCUCUCAGAAAGAGUUGCCAGUGAGCCAUCUCACUGAAGAGCCUUUGAAAGUUUCAGCUGUUUCUGUAUCAGCAGAGCAGAAGACUGGGUUACCAACAGGAACUUCUAGUUCCUACUUCCAUAGAGAGAAUCCCAGUGAUUUUUAUCAGCAGGCCUUACCAGAUAGUGAUCUAACUGAAGAGUCUCUGAAGGCUUCAACUGCUCCUGGUGUAACUGAUCAGAAUAGAAGUGCUAUAGUACUAUCUAGUUCCUACUCUGAUAAGGAGAAACUCAAGAUUUCUACUGUAAGCCUACCAGAUGACCAGAAGACUGAGUUACCAACAGCUACCCAUAGUUCCUACUUACAGAGAGAGAAAUCCAAGAUUUCAACUGUGAUUGGACUAGAUGACCAGAAGACUCCGUUGACAGUUUUUCAUAGUCCCUAUUCUCAAAGAGUAAGGCCUGGUAUUUUCUUUCAACAGCAGUUGUCAGAUACAGACCAAAGUGGAAAUAUUCAAAAGAGUUCAACUGUCCCUGAACCAACUGAUAUAAAAACUGGGGUACCAGUACCUCUCUCUGGUUCUUAUUUCCACAGAGAAAAAGCUAAUAUUUUUUAUUCACAGGGAUUACCAGACAGACAUUUAACUGAAAAUGCACUGACAGUUUCAACAAUUCCUGAACCAGCUAAUCAGAAAACAGUGUUACCAACAGCUCUCCCUGGUUCCUUUUCACAUAGAGAAAGAUAUGUAACUAAAGGUGCUCUGAAGGUCUCAAGUGGUUUUGGGCAAACUGAUGGGAUUACUGGAUUACCAACUGGUUCCCCUGGUAUUUACUCUCAUGGUGAGGCACAUAAACUUGUUUCAGGACAUGUCCUACGACUGACAGAUAAUUUGAAUUCUUCUUACUCCAGUGUCAGCUCAAACAAUAUGCCUUUAAAUUCUCAGGCAGUUGAUGGAGUUAUGUUAAGUAAGCCAGAAUCUUCAGGUCUUGGAGAUGUUGGUGCUGAGGAAAUCCGGGAUACAGAUAAUAGUUCCAAAACUCUUAAAGAAAUUCGGACACUUUUAAUGGAGGCAGAAAAUAUAGCUCUGAAACGAUGCAAUUUUCCUGCUCCCCUUGUCCCUUUCAGAGAUGUAAGUGAUAUUUCAUUUAUACAAUCUAAGAAGAUGGUUUGCUUCAAAGAACCCUCUACAACUGAUGUAACUAGUGAUGAUUUGCUUCAGAGACAGUUGUUUACAGAGGAAAGCCAAAGCAACAGGUGCAUACAGAAGGAUAUUGGCACACAGACAAACUUGAAAUGCCAGAGAGGCAUUGAAAAUUGGGAGUUUAUUAGUUCAACUACAAUUAGAAGUCCUCUACAGGAAGCAGAAAACAAAGCCAGAAUGCAAUUAGAUGAAACUUUUAGGCAAUAUGAAGCAGCCAAAUCUAUAAUAAGGUCUGAACCUGAAGGUUAUAGUGGAGUCAUUGGGAAUAAAAUUAUUAUUCCUAUGAUGACUAUCAUAAAAAGUGAUUCAAGUAGUGAUGUAAGUGAUGGACAUGGUUCCUGCUCAUGGGACAGUAAUCUACCAGAGUCUUUGGAAUCCGUUUCCGAUGUUCUUCUAAACUUCUUACCAUAUGCUUCACCCAAAACAAGCAUAGCAGAUAGCAGAGAGGAAGAUGGUGUUUCAGACAGUGAGGAUGGUUGUGGUAGUGUAGACUCAUUGGCUGCCCAUGUGAAAAAUCUUCUGCAAUGUGAAUCUUCAUUGAAUCAUGCCAGACAAAUACUUAGAAACGCAGAGGAAGAGGAAUGUCGUGUAAGAGCACGAGCCUGGAAUCUGAAGUUUAAUUUAGCACAUGACCGUGGAUACCCCACUUCAGAAUUAAAUGAUGAUGACAGGAGGAAAGUAGAAGAGAUCAAGACAAAGUUGUUUGGUCAUGGGAGAACAACUGACUUGUCUGAGGGUUUACAGAGUCCACGGGGAAUAGGAGGCACACCUGAUGCUGUAUGUAGUCACAUUAUUAUUGAGAGCCAUGAAAAAGGAUGUUUCAGGACUCUAACUGCUCAACAACCACAAGUGGACAGUCACCCUUGUGUUUUCAGAUCUGCUGAACCCUCAGAUGUGAUCAGAGGACGACGGAGCCCAACACCAUGGAGAACUAGGCACAUCAACUUUUCUAAAUCAUUAGACCAGAACAAUUCCCAUUUCAGAGUUUGGAAUUCUUUGCAGUUGCAAAGUCAUCCCCCAUUUCAAAGCCUUAUGCCUGAUGACUUCAAAGUUAGCAAGGGUUUGGGAAUGCCAUUCCAUGAAAACAUAGACCCUUGGUUGUCAGAAUUAGUAGAACCUGCUUGUGUGUCACCUAAAGAAGUGGAUUUUCAUUCUUCAUCACAAAUACUGCCCCCAGAACCCAUGAAACAGUUUACUACCUCCAUCACUUUCUCAUCUCACCGACAUUCUAAAUGCAUUUCUGAUUCCUCUGUUUUUAAGGUUGGUGUUACUGAAGGUAGCCAGUAUACUGGAGCACCUGUGGGGGUAUUUAAUUCUCAUGUCACUGAAGAGCAGAAUUCUCCUAGAUAUCUUAAACAGAGAACAUCUUCCCCUUUAUCAUUUAAAAAACUUUGUCAUUUGCCAAAUAAAGAAGUGACUAUUUUAGCAGAAGGUAGUAGGCAAAGCCAAAAAUUAUCUGUUGAUUUUGAGCAUUCUCAUCAAGAAGAAAAACUCUUAGAGAAAUCAGAUUUUGAAGUCACUCAUUCUGAGCCCAGUACCAGUACAAAUUAUAACAAUUUCAAGGAAGUUCACUUUUCUGAUAACCAUACCCCCAUUAGCAUGGGCAGACCAUGUUCCACUCUAGGAGUAAGAGAGAAGAAUGUAAUUAUAACUUCAGAUCUUCCUUCGCACAUUUUUCUUGAACAACGACAGCUCUUUGAGCAAAGCCAAGCCCAAUAUACAGAUCAUUAUGUGAGAAAACACCAUUCUCCCCCUUGUCCAAACCUUCCUUCUUGUAUUUUUCUUGAACAACAAGAACUCUUUGAACAAAGCAAAGUCCCACAUUUAGGUCAUGAGAUGAGAGAGAAUCAUUCUCCCUUUCCUCAGUGUCAGGAUAAUAUAGCUCCAGACCUUUCUUCUCCCAUUUUUCUUGAACAACGUCAGAGCAAACCCCCAGCAGUAGAUGCCCACCAUUUCCUUUUUUCUCAAAGUCAGGAUUCUGUAGUAGAAAAGAAUCAACAUGCACCUGAUUCACACAUUUGUAAUAUGAUAAAUGUUGAAGCCACCUUCAAUGAUGUGAUCUCCCAGUCGGUCCCUGAUCACUGUAAAUUAGCACCAUCUGCAUCUACUCCACCUUCAAAUAGAAAGGCACUUUCAUGUAUCCGUAUAACUCUUUGUCCCAAGACUUCUUCCAAGUUGGAUAGUGGAAUCUUAGAUAAAAGAUUUCAUUCAUUGGAUCCUGCUUCUAGAACAAAUGAGUUUAACUCUCACCUACAAAUUAAAUCUACGAGAUCAUUGGAAUCAGCCUCCAUAUUAUUGACCAGUAAGCCUAUAGCACAGGAUCAAGAAUCUUUAGGUUUUCUAGGACCUAAAUCUCCAUUGGACUUGCAAGUCGUACAGUCUCCUCCAGAUAGUAAGACUAUUACUCAGAACUUGAAAACCAUACCUUCUCAGAAUAGCCAGAUAGUAACCUCAAGGCAAACACAAGUGAACUUUUCAGAUUUGGAAGAAUAUUCCAAACCAGAGGAGACUCCGGUAUCUGCAGAUGGUUCACGAGAACAGAGUAAGACCCCCUUUUCUGCCUCUUCUGGAAAGUUAUCAUCCGAUGCUGUCACUCAAAUAACAACAGAAAGUCCAGGAAAGACCACAUUUUCAUCUGAGAUUUUUAUUAAUGCUGAUAAUCGUGGAGGUGACAUUCCAGAGCCCAGUACCCAAAAGCUACAAAAACCUCCUGUCACGUUUGCUUCUUCAUCUUCAGUGCAAGAGAGUACUACUUUUCCUGAUGUAGAUGCCCAGCCUGUACUAUUGCCAUAUAAGCCACCUGGAAGUAAGAAGAUGUACUAUGUUCCACAAUUAGCAACAAUUGCUUCAUUGCCAGAUUCCAAAUCUGACACCACCAUUGAGAGCUCACAUUCAGGGUCCAAUGAUGCUAUUGCUCCAGAUUUUCCAGUUCAGGUGCUAGGCACAAGGGAUGAUGACCUGUCAGCCACUGUAAACAUUAAACAUAAAGAAGGGAUCUACAGUAAGAGGGCAAGAACUAAGGCACCCUCCUCAGUGGGGAAGAAAUCCUCUCAGAAAGAUGAUGCAGAUGCCCCAAUUCAAGUGCCCAUCAUCACUAGCGAUGAGGAUCUCUCAGACAAAAAACAGAAGGAAGAAAUCAUCAAUGAAAGGGUUGUGACCAAGGUUGCCUACCUUGAAGAAAAAGAAUCCUUACAGAGAGACACUACAGGUUCCAUUGAUUCUACUGCUGUGGAGCACUUAGUUCAGGUACAAGACACAAAAAUUAAAAACCUACCAGACACUAAAGCCAUUGAAGAGAAAGAAGAGAUCCAUUUUAAAAGGACUGUUUGUAAGGAAGCCUGGCCAAAAGAAAAAGAAUCCUUACAAACAGAUAUUUCAGAGCCCAAAUGUCAUUCAGAAUUUGAAAAUACUACUCAUUCUGUCUUCAGGUCAGCCAAGUUUUACUUUCAUCAUCCAGUGCACCCAUCAAGUGACCAAGAUUUUUGCCAUGAGUCUUUGGGGAAAAGUGUUUUUAUGAGGCAUUCUUGCAAAGAUUUCUUUCAGCAGCAUUCAGACAAUCAUAGAGAACCCACUUGUCUUCCUCCCUCUUAUCAAAAUGUGGAUAAGACCAAGACGGAUUAUAUGAGAAUAAAGAACCUCAGCAUCAAUGUGAAUUUGGGAAAUAAAGAGAUGACACAUACUACUAAAAGUCAGGCUAGAGAUCAUCUAAAAAGUAAAAGACAAAUUAAUGAUGCAAAAAGGGAUCAUGAGGUUUCCUCAGAGCCAACAACUCAGCACACUGCAAGUUUGAAUGAACUCUGGAACAAGUAUCAGGAGCGACAUAGGCAACGGAAACCACCUGAUGUUGGUGACAGGAAAGAACUGUCCUUGAUAGAGCGACUUGAUCGUUUGGCUAAACUUCUUCAGAAUCCCAUCACACAUUCUCUCCAGGCCUCAGAAAGUACACAAGAUGAUAGCAGAGGGGAGCAAAACAUUAAGGAUUGGAGUGGUAAACAGAAAAGCAAGCUUCAGAAGCAGAAGCGGUAUAAAAGCCUAGAGAAAGGCCAUAAAAACAUAAGUGAUCUUAAAAGAAGCAAUUUUCUUUCUCCUCAGCCAACUGGGAAGUCCAAUCAGGUUAAGAUUGAACAGGUUAAAUUUGAUAAAUACAUUCUAAGGAAACAGCCUGAUUUUAAUUAUAUCAGCAACACUUCUUCAGAUUCUAGACCCUCAGAGGGUGAGCUGCUUACAGAUACUCCCACCAAUGUUCUUUCCACCACCCCUUCUCCUGUGGACUCAGAUAUAUUAACCCAAACAGAUAGAGAGGUGACUUGGCGUGAAAGGAGUAGCUCCAUUUCCACCAUUGACACUGCCCGAUUGAUCCAAGCUUUUGGCCAUGAGAGAGUAUGUUUAUCACCCAGGCAAAUUAAAUUAUAUAGCAGCAUCACCAACCAACAGAGGAGAUACCUUGAGAAGCGUUGCAAGCACAACAAAAAAGCAUUGAGUACAGGUCAUCCACUAAUGACUUCUGAGCACACCAGAAGGAGGCACAUCCAGGAGGCAAACCAGAUGAUUUCUUCUGACUCUGUUUCAUCUGCCAGUAGUUUCUUGAGCUUGAAUUCUACUCUUUGCAACAAACAAAAUGUACACAUAUUAAGUAAGGGCAUCCAAGCAGGUAAUUUGGAGAUUGUGAAUGGUGCCAAAAAAAACACUCGAGAUGUUGGGAUGACUUUCCCAACUCCAAGUCCUAGCGAGGCCAAAUUAGAAGAGGACAGUGUUGUGACUUCUUGGUCAGAAGAAAGAAUUGAAGAGAAAAUGUUCUUAACCAAUUACCUUGGGAACAAAAAGUUAAAGAACAAGCAGAACUCCUGCGAAGGAGUUUCCUGGUUUGUUCCUGUGGAAAAUGUGAAGUCUGGAUCUAAGAAAGAAAACUUUCCCAAGAAUUAUGGCCCUGGUGUCUCCUGGUUUGAAUCAAUCACAAAAACUAAACCUUGGAGGGAACCACUUCGGGAACAGAACUGGCAGGGACAGUGCAAGGACAUUCAAGGGUCACUGUCUGGUUUACAUGGAGAUGAUGGCCAAAACCAACUGAGGCCAUUUGUGAGAACAACACUACAGGAAUCACUUCAGCUUCAUAGACCUGACUUCAUCUCCCGCUCUGGGGAACGGAUAAAGCGCCUAAAGUUAAUAGUCCAAGAGAGGAAGCUGCAGAACAUGUUCCAGUGUGAGCGGAAUGCACUGUUCAAUGCCACGCCCCCUCUGCCUAGGAGAGUUUUCCUGCUUGCCCAGAAGAACAAGCCUAUUGGAAAGAAGGAAAUGAUUCAGCAUUCUAAACGGAUUUAUGAACAGCUUCCAGAAGUACAGAAAAAGAGAGAAGAGGAGAGGAGGAAAUCAGAAUAUAAGUCCUACCGGCUGCGAGCUCAGCUGUAUAAAAAGAAAGUGACCAAUCAACUCCUGGGGAGAAAAGUUCCCUGGGACUGACAUAAUUUUCCUCGGAGCCUUGGAAUUAUUUUUUAUGAACCUGGAGAUGCAUAAUCCUUACUUUUAUGGGUCUGAUUUAAUAAAGCUUACUCUUUGUCCAUGUGUAACUUUGUAACCUCUAAGGUCUGGAGCACAGUGGUGGUUAGAAUGAUUUGAUGGUUUAGAAGCAGUCCUUUCUCCACAGAGGCCUUGCCACAUUGUUGUGAAUUACAGUGGUAUUAUCUCUUAAUUCUAGUCAAGAGUG
Molecule: messenger RNA, 12729 nt
Organism: Castor canadensis (American beaver)
Lineage: Eukaryota; Metazoa; Chordata; Mammalia; Rodentia; Castoridae
Source: RefSeq, a predicted model, not a curated record